This is a messenger RNA of Cololabis saira (Pacific saury), 1233 nucleotides long. It is a transcript of the gene oser1, whose product is annotated as oxidative stress responsive serine-rich 1. NCBI's taxonomy places the organism in Eukaryota, Metazoa, Chordata, Actinopteri, Beloniformes, Belonidae. Gene Ontology annotation, biological process: cellular response to hydrogen peroxide. The transcript is spliced from 4 exons. Bases 205 to 1233 code for a protein of 342 amino acids. The record is from RefSeq and is a predicted model, not a curated record.
AGCUCCGUGCAGAGUCACUGCGGUUUCGCUGUAAACAUCCUGCAAAAAACACACGAACGAACUCAACAAGAACCGUUUCCUGGACCCGACCCUGGACCAGGACCAGGACCCGGACCCGGACCAGGACCAGGACCACCAGACCCGCCCCAGGAGCCGCUUCAGGACUUAAAGCUGGGGUGCUGGUCCCAGCAGCCUCCUCCCACCAUGGAGGCUGGUUCUGGUUCUAGUUCUGGUUCUACGGAGGAGGAGGAGACGCUGCAGACGGCCUUCAAGAAGCUGCGGGUCGACGCCGAGAGUUUACCAGGAACCGUCGGCGUGGCGGAGGCGACGACGGCCCGGACGGCGACGCGAUGUCUGGACGGAGGAGCCAAGACCAAGCUGAGCUGCUCCAAGGACAACUGGCACUGCUGCAGCAGGAAGUCCUCCAGGGCCGUGUCCCGGAGUCAGCGCCGCCGCCGCUCCAAGUCCCCGAUCCUGCACCCGCCCAAGUUCACCUACUGCAGCGCUGCUGCUGCUGCUGGGGCCCUGGCCCCGCCCCCCGGGGCGCUGGCCCCGCCUCCCGGAGCCCUGGCCCCGCCCCCUGUGGCCGAGGCUCCGCCCCCGUCCGACCCCGGGACCCCCGGCCCGGUCCGGACUGAGUUCGGCUCCCGGCCCGGCUACGACGGACGCCUGGGGGGCGUGGCCUCCUCCCCCCCGUCGUCAUCGCGGGAGGCCGUCGCCACGGCGACGACCCCGCCCAGGUGGGAGGGGCUUCCCGAGGAGGAGGGGGCGGAGCCUGGGGCCGCCGCCGCCCGCUGGAGCUCCGGCGCCGCCGCCGCGGACUUCAGGGCUCUGUCUGAGCUGCACCGCUCCGGCGGGGGAGGCCCCGCCCCCUGGGGCCCCGCCCCCUGCUCCUGCGGGGAGGGGGCGGGGCCCCGGGAGGGGGCGGGGCCUGCGUGCGGCUGCAGCGGCGGCGUGGAGGCGUACUCCUUCACCGGGCUGCGCAGCGUCAUCUCCGAGUGUGGGCGGGGCCUGCCGGGGCGGGGCCACGCCUCCAGGACUGUGGGCGGGGCCGGCGAGGCCGCCGCCCCCUCGGCGCCGCCGUCGGGCCCUUCAGGGUCGCCGCGCUCGUGCUCGGAGCAGGCGCGGCGCUACGUGGACGACAUCACCAUGGAGGACCUGGCCGGAUACGUGGAGUUCUACCUGUUCAUCCCCAAGAAGAUGUCGCACAUGGCCGAGAUGAUGUACACCUGA